This is a messenger RNA of Vombatus ursinus (common wombat), 1260 nucleotides long. Its product is annotated as probable ATP-dependent RNA helicase DHX37. The coding region runs from base 1 to 1260 and encodes 419 amino acids. The record is from RefSeq and is a predicted model, not a curated record. Gene Ontology annotation, biological process: maturation of SSU-rRNA from tricistronic rRNA transcript (SSU-rRNA, 5.8S rRNA, LSU-rRNA). Gene Ontology annotation, cellular component: intracellular anatomical structure; nucleolus. Gene Ontology annotation, molecular function: RNA binding; ATP binding. The transcript has 8 exons. Lineage: Eukaryota; Metazoa; Chordata; Mammalia; Diprotodontia; Vombatidae.
AUGGGGAAGCUGCGGCGGCGCUUCAACGUCAAAGGGCGGCAGCAGCCGCCGCCGGGGCCCGAGCCUGAGCGGCAGGGCGUCCAGGUGCAGCUGGAGCUGGACGACAGGGGCCUGUGGAAAGGAGUGGAUGAGAGCAACGCGCUUGUCCUGCCUGGACGGAAAGAGAAGAAGAAGAAGAAGGCUACGCCCACCUCCAAGAAGGAGAAGAGGCCCCUGACCAAGAAGGAGAAGAAGCUCCUACAGAAAGUGUUGGAGCAAAAGAAAAAAAAGAACCAGCGAGCCGAAUUACUGCAGAAACUGAGUGAAGUCCAGGCUUCCGAGGCAGAAAUGCGACUUCUGUAUACCACUUCCAAACUGGGGACUGGUGAGCGAAUGUACUGCAGCAAAAGGAAGGCAGAAGAGACUGGACCUGGGGGUCCGGAGAAGAUUAGUAGCCUCAGCGGUGCCCACAGAAAAAGACGAAGGCCGCCGUCAGAAGAGGAGGCUGAGUCCUCCAGCGAGGCCGAGACAGGGAGCGAGGCCGAGGGCUCGGAAACCCUGGCACCGGCUGGAGUUGGUGCAGAGGCUGAGCCAGCGGCCGUGAAGCCUGCCGAGCCCGUCGCCGAGGACGAGAGCUCUCUCUCCGGCCGCCAGCCGGCCCCCACGCUGGCACCUCCUCUCCCUCCUCCCCCCGCCUCCCAAGCGCCGUCUGCAAAGCCGGCCAUUUUCGUCCCGGUGGACCGCUCUGCCGAGAUCCAGGAAGCCCGGCUCAAGCUCCCCAUUCUUUCAGAAGAGCAGGUGAUCAUGGAAGCUGUUGCUGAGAACCCCACUGUCAUCAUAUGUGGGGAGACGGGGAGCGGGAAGACCACCCAGGUGCCCCAGUUUCUGUAUGAAGCCGGCUAUAGCAGCGGUGGCCUCAUCGGGAUCACCGAGCCUCGCCGAGUGGCUGCGGUGGCCAUGUCCCAGCGGGUGGCCAAGGAGAUGAACCUUUCCCAAAGGGUGGUUUCCUACCAAAUCCGAUAUGAAGGCAAUGUGUCAGAGGACACUCAAAUCAAGUUCAUGACAGAUGGAGUCUUGCUCCGGGAGAUCCAGAAGGACUUCUUACUCUCCAAAUACAAAGUGGUCAUCAUCGAUGAAGCCCACGAGAGAAGCGUCUACACGGACAUUCUGAUUGGCCUCUUGUCUCGAAUUGUGUCUCUUCGGGCGAAGGUAGGAGCGCCAGGACUGGGUGGGGGAGGGGAAGGUGCUGGUCCUCGUGGCUAUCCUCCCAGGGCUUUCUGA